CAAAUCUGUUGAUCCAUGUGUAAGAGAAAAGUAUAUGAAAGAGAGAGUGCAUAGAAUACGAGGCAUCACUAAUUCUACAAACUCUGUUGAGUCUUCUAAUGCACCAAUCAAAGAAGAAAUGAUAUAUGAUAAUUCAAUAGAAGUGGAUAAAAGUUACAAUGAUGAUAGUAAUAAAGAUAUUAAUUUUCUUCCCAAAAAGCCAAGAAAGUUCAAAGAAAAUAUGAAAUUAAGUGGUUAUGGUGAUGAAAAGGUGGGAGCAGGGUCCGAGCCAUUUCUAGGAGAAUUACUUAAGCCAUUGAAAAGGAAUGUGAACCUACAAGCAGAUUUAUUAGAAUUAUUGGUAAAAUAUUACCAUAAUUUAUAUGAUCAUUUAAUUUACCCUCUUUUAGAAAUUCAUGUUGCUCUUCAAGGGUCGAUUCCUGUUUCAUCAAAGAUCGAUCAAUUCA
Molecule: messenger RNA, 446 nt
Organism: Racocetra persica
Lineage: Eukaryota; Fungi; Glomeromycota; Glomeromycetes; Diversisporales; Gigasporaceae
Source: the annotation of a GenBank genome assembly